This is a messenger RNA of Saccoglossus kowalevskii, 1098 nucleotides long. RefSeq lists its product as uncharacterized. NCBI's taxonomy places the organism in Eukaryota, Metazoa, Hemichordata, Enteropneusta, Harrimaniidae. The record is from RefSeq and is a predicted model, not a curated record.
GAGAUCCUGUAUAGAUCAUAGAUGCUUGCAGUUAUCGCACAGCGUAUUUCGUUGUUUAUCAGCGAGAGAUUUCAUGUUAAUAAGUAACUAACACUUAUUGACAAGCACCUUAUCACUGGAGUGGCGAUUUUAAAUAACGUUUGAGCAUGGUAAAAGAAAACAAUAUGCCCGAUAGCAUCCAUAAUUCGCAGAACAAAACACCGAACGUCAACUACUCGUCGGGUACGGCUGGCGGCGCUGACAAAAGAGUGAACAACAUGGCGACGAACAUGAAAACCAACAAGAAAUGGGUGCGGUUAGCGACAGUUUUCGCUUAUGUGCUCUCAGUUUCGUUAGCUGCAAUAAUACUAGCAAUAUACUACAGUUUCUUCUGGAAAGGUGAGAUGACAUAUAAUACAACAGAAGGCACGGACACCGGAGAGGAAACUGCAAGUUUAACAACUCCGUCAGGAAUACCCGCAACGCAGGCUUCUUGAACGUAACUUGCUGACAAGUCUAGAGGAAAAAGGAACAUUUGAGAUUGCUGAAAGACUAAAUAAGAAUAUAUUGCUUACUGGAUGUAAAUAUUGAGAAGACGUGUCUUUAACUUUACAUGGAAUAAUGACUAAUAUUUAUACAUAUAGAAGACUUUACUAAAUCUACUUUUUGUUAAAGAAUGAAGAAUGUAUCAAAUAGAUCAUUAAAAAAAAGUAACCAAAAACUUCAAUACAUUCGUACCUUGAUGUGCCCUGGUGUUUACUGAAUACCCAAACACCCACAACUAUGUAAGUUACACCAGUGAAAGUUACAAUAUAGUAAAACAAGGUUUUUUUUGUAAUCUGUAAAUAUGUGAUAAUUUUUUUACUCAGGAAACUGCCAAAGCUUGUAUGUGUACUACAACUGUUAGGUCUGUUGACAUUGUGGCAGGUGUGCAAGUAUGUGUUACAGUCUAAGGCUAGUAACACACAAACCAUGUCUUUUAUAUUUGUAUUUAUUCAUUUCUAACAUGUCUGAAAAUUUAAAAAAAAUUAUAAUAUCUAAUUAUGUUUCUUUUUUUCUAAAACUGCCAUCAGAAAUAUUUGUAAUCCAUUUGUUCAGGCAUUCAGGCAUUCCUACAAA